UCUCUAUCAUUAUCUCUGCUUUUUCUCAUUCGUUGCCUUCUUCGCUACUUCCAACGAAUUCAGCCAAAGUUUUCACCUUUUCCUUCCUUUAUCAGCUCUCCUUGCUUCCCUGUGGCUGCUGAAAGCCUUUACAGUUUUCAAGGAGCUUUCUCUUCCUAAUCCAUGGAGAAUGCUCACAUGUCAGAAGACUUGAAGGCCAAAGAUGAUCUUCAUCAGCCUAUUGACUCACCCCAGCAGAAAAAUGAACGACACAACCUGAAUGAUCCAAUUAGGAAAGUAAGCCGAAUAAGUGGUGGAUCAGAUCGUAGCAUUGAGCAAUCUCCACUGCACCGUAAUCAUGUGAAAUCAUCCUGGGAAAGGAGAAACUCAACAGAAGCUCCAAACACCCCAGGAAGAUUCAAGACGAGGACUGGUGGUCGAGGAGAUGAUUCGCCUGAUAAAAGCCCAGCUGUGCCAAGAUUUGGCGAUUGGGAUGAAAACAACCCGUCAUCAGGUGAGGGUUUUACCGGUAUUUUUGAGAAGGUGAGGGAGGAGAAGCAGAAUGGAUCAGCAAAAGUUCCUCACUUGACUGAUGAUUCAGUGUAUCCCUAUAGUAGUUAUGGCAGCAAUUCAUCUGGCUGUUGGUGCUUCAGCUGGUGCAGAAAAUGAGGGAGUGUGAAAGAAAAUUAUUAAGUUUGGCCUGUAAAUAUCUUUAAGCUACCUCUCAAGAAAGUUUUUAGUGGUCCUACUCUUAUGGCAUUUAUAAUGCACAAAAGAGAUACCGUCCUUGGAUUAGUGCCCAAAUCGCCAGUCUACUAUAGUUGAACGAUAUACAUUUCUUUGGUGUUCCAUUAUUGACGGUAGACCUGGACUACUUGAUACUUUCUCAUGUCUCUCAAAGCGCAUUCCUUUUGUUUCCUGUGUGCUUAUUGUUGUAAUAAAUAUAAAUAUAUUUGUUGCAUCAAGACGUUCUGAUUCCUCGGAAUGUUUUAAAUUUCAUAAAUAUUUGGAAAGAAA
Asparagus officinalis (garden asparagus) is the source of this 996-nucleotide messenger RNA. RefSeq names its product RPM1-interacting protein 4-like. The transcript is spliced from 5 exons. Bases 163 to 648 code for a protein of 161 amino acids. NCBI's taxonomy places the organism in Eukaryota, Viridiplantae, Streptophyta, Magnoliopsida, Asparagales, Asparagaceae. The record is from RefSeq and is a predicted model, not a curated record.